AUGCUCUUGUAUUAUUUAAUCAGAACGUCAUUACAACUGGCAGAAUUAGAACGAGAAGGAGGUGUAUCACCAAGAGUAUCACCUAUGACAAAUAUUAGUGAUGUUGGAAGUCUUCUUUCACGUGCAGGGUUUACUUUGACUACAGUAGAUGUUGAUGAUCUUGUAGUAAAUUAUCCUACAAUGAUUGAAUUAAUCCAAGAUUUAAGAUCAAUGGGUGAAAAUAAUGCCAUUAUAACAAGAAGGCCAUAUUUAAAAAGAGAUACAUUGUUAGCUGCUUCUCUUAUUUAUAAAGACUUUUAUGGAAAUCAAGAUGGGACAAUUCCUGCUACUUUCCAGAUUGGAUGGAAGCCUGAUAUAAACCAACCUAAACCUAAAUCUAGAGGAUCAGCUCAAGUUUCACUGAAAGAAACGUUGAAAGGAGAAUAA
Entrophospora candida is the source of this 426-nucleotide messenger RNA. The record is from the annotation of a GenBank genome assembly. NCBI's taxonomy places the organism in Eukaryota, Fungi, Glomeromycota, Glomeromycetes, Entrophosporales, Entrophosporaceae.